AUGAACCACUCGCCGCUCAAGACGGCCCUGGCCUACGAAUGCUUCCAGAACCAGGACAACUCGACGCUGGCGCUGCCCUCGGACCAGAAGAUGAAGAUGGGCGCGUCGGGCAGCCAGCGCGUGCAGGAGCAGGUCAUGAUGACCGCCCGGCGGCACAAGACCAAGUCCUCCCAGUCGUCCACCCUGAGCCACUCCAACCGAGGCUCCAUGUACGAUGGCCUGGCCGACAACUACAACAACUACGGGACCACCACGCGGAGCAACUACUACUCCAAGUUCCAGAUGGGGAACGGCUCGUGGGCCUACCCGCUCUACAAUGGGACCCUCAAGCGGGAAGCUGACAACCGGCGCUUCAGCUCCUACAGCCAGAUGGAAAACUGGGGCCGCCAGUACCCCCGCAGCAGCGGCCACGCAGGCAGCGACAUCUGCUUCAUGCAGAAGAUCAAGGCCAGCCGCAGCGAGCCGGACCUGUACUGCGACCCGCGGGGCACCCUGCGCAACAAGAACACGCUGGGCGGCAAGGGCCACAAGACCACCCAGAGCCGCUACAGCUUCUACAGCACCUGCAGUGGGCAGAAGGCAAAGUGCCCCGUGCGCCCGCCCUCCUGCAUCUCCAAGCAGGACCAGGUGUGCAUCCCGCCCACCUCCUGCAACAAGGACAUGUCCUUCAGCCACUCCAGGGCCAGCUCCAAGAUCUGCAGCGAGGACAUUGAGUGCAGCGGGCUGACCAUCCCCAAGGCAGUGCGGUACCUGAGCUCCCAGGAUGAGAAGUUCCAGGCCAUCGGGGCCUAUUACAUCCAGCACACCUGCUUCCAGGACGAAUCGGCCAAGCAGCAGGUCUAUCAGCUGAGUGGCAUCAGCAAGCUGGUGGACCUCCUGCGCAGCCCCAACCAGAACGUGCAGCAGGCCGCAGCCGGGGCGCUGCGCAACCUGGUGUUCCGGAGCAGCACCAACAAGCUGGAGACCCGGCGGCAGGGGGGCAUCCGGGAGGCCGUCAGCCUCCUCAGGAGAACCGGGAGCACGGAGAUCCAGAAGCAGCUGACCGGGCUGCUCUGGAACCUGUCCUCCACGGACGAGCUGAAGGAGGAGCUCGUCGCGGACGCCCUGCCCGUCCUGGCCGACCGCGUCAUCAUCCCCUUCUCCGGCUGGCGCGACGGAAACAGCAACAUGCCCCGGGAAGUGGUGGACCCCGAGGUCUUCUUCAACGCCACCGGCUGCCUGAGGAACCUGAGCUCGGCGGACGCCGGCCGUCAGACCAUGCGGAACUACAUGGGGCUCAUCGACGCCCUCUUGGCCUACGUGCAGAACUGCGUGGCAGCCAGCCGCUGUGACGACAAGUCCGUGGAGAACUGCAUGUGUGUGCUGCACAACCUGUCCUACCGCCUGGACGCCGAGGUGCCCACCCGCUACCGGCAGCUGGAAUACAACAACCGCAACUCGUACACGGAGAAGUCCUCCACCGGCUGCUUCAGCAACAAGAGCGACAAGAUGAUGAACAACAACUACGACUGCCCCCUCCCCGAGGAGGAGACCAACCCCAGGGGCAGCGGCUGGCUGUACCACUCGGACGCCAUCCGGACCUACCUGAACCUCAUGGGCAAGAGCAAGAAGGACGCCAUCCUGGAGGCCUGCGCAGGGGCCCUGCAGAACCUGACGGCCAGCAAGGGGCUGAUGUCCAGCGGCAUGAGCCAGCUGAUCGGGCUGAAGGAAAAGGGGCUGCCGCAGAUCGCCCGCCUCCUGCAGUCGAGCAACUCGGACGUGGUGCGCUCCGGGGCCUCCCUGCUCAGCAACAUGUCUCGGCACCAGGCGUUGCACAGGAUGAUGGGGAACCAGGUGCUCCCCGAAGUGGCCAGGCUGCUCACCAGUCACACUGGCAACACCAACAACUCAGAGGACAUCCUGACCUCGGCCUGCUACACUGUGAGGAACCUGAUGGCCUCCCAGCCGCAGCUGGCCAAGCAGUUCUUUUCCAGCAGCUUGGUCAACAAUGUCAUCAACCUCUGUCGCAGCAGCACCUCAUCCAAGGCUGCAGAGGCCGCCCGGCUCCUCCUGUCUGACAUGUGGUCCAUCAGGGAGAUGCAGAGCAUCCUCCGACAGCAAGGCUUCGACAGGAAUACGCUGGGAAGCUUAGCUGGGGCCAACAGCCUCAGGAACUUCACCUCCCGCUUCUAAGACCAGGCUGCCUGAGCGGGAUCAGCUUGCAGAAACGACACGACCCUGAGGAGGGGCCCUCAGGCCUGGCUGGAGGGUGGUUCUGGCCACCUGUGCAGUAUUUGGAAAAGUCAAAGCAACAAGAACAAACCUGGAAACUGCAGAUGAUGGAAAUAUUUUUAGAUUCUUUUUUUUUUUU
Pteronotus mesoamericanus is the source of this 2350-nucleotide messenger RNA. RefSeq names its product plakophilin 1 (gene PKP1). The transcript has 14 exons. Lineage: Eukaryota; Metazoa; Chordata; Mammalia; Chiroptera; Mormoopidae. The record is from RefSeq and is a predicted model, not a curated record. Gene Ontology annotation, biological process: cell-cell adhesion; cell-cell junction assembly; intermediate filament bundle assembly. Gene Ontology annotation, cellular component: cytoplasm; nucleus; adherens junction. Gene Ontology annotation, molecular function: cadherin binding. Bases 1 to 2172 code for a protein of 723 amino acids.